AUGAUAGGAGCUCGUUUAAUUUCCCAUAUCACGCCUAUUUUUAAAAGAUUCCAUUCGAAAGUCAGUUAUCACUGUUGGACCGACAGUAACAUUGCGCUUUGUUGGAUAAAAAGUUCUUCUACUAAGUGGAAACCGUUUAUUGAGAACAGAGUUCGAGAAAUCCAAUCAUUAACAGAUCCAAGCAGGUGGGAAUUUUGCCCCGGCCGAAUGAAUGUUUCAGAUAUAAUAACAAGAGCAAAGAGUAUAUCUGAAUUGAUAAAAUGUGAAGCAUGGUUUACUGUUCCCGAAUGGUUAAAAAAUGAAGAAGAUUGGCCAAAAUCAAUAACCGUUGAUAAUUUCUGCGAUGAAGCUUUAGGAAUGAAAGUGCGAAAACAAGAAGUUUUAUUCCUAGCCACAGUCAAUGAAGAUCUAUUGGAUUUGAAACGUUACGGAAGUUACAGAAAAGUUCUACGAGUAACCGCUUACAUCAGAAGAUUUAUUUAUAAUUGUCGACACGACGAUAAAAGAGUUGGUUCUUUAAACGCUGAUGAAAUUAAUGAAGCUGAAAAUUACUGGAUUUUGAAUGCUCAAGAACAUGCUUUCUUUUCAGAAAAAAACGCAUUAAUUAAGGGAGAAGAGUUAGAAAACAAUUCGAAAAUUAAAUGCUUUAACCCGUUUUUGGAUGAGAAUAAAAUAAUAAGAUUAGGAGGAAGGUUACAAUUUUCCAGUUUAACAGAAGAAGAAAAACAUCCCAUUUUGUUAUCAAAUAACAAUGAAAUUACAAAGCUAUUAAUCCAUGAAAAUCACGAAAAAGUUGCUCAUGGUGGCUUAUCUGCAACUCUAACGAACUUAAGACAGCGAUUCUGGAUACUAAAGGCGACAAAAGUUACGAAAAGUAUCAUUAAGAAGUGUUUAAUUUGUAGAAAACAUCGUGCAAAACCAUUUUGUGAAGUUACUGCUCCUUUACCAGCAGAUCGUAUUAUGAAAACCAGCGCUUUCGAAGUUUCAGCAGUAGAUUUUGCAGGGCCAAUUUAUAUAAAGGAUAAACACGCAACACAAAAGGCUUACAUUUGCUUGUUUACUUGCGCUACAAGCCGGGCAGUACAUCUCGAACUGGUAUUGAAUCUCAGCACAGAGACUUUUAUUUUGGCUUUUAAGCGAUUCAUUAAUCGGUGA
Uloborus diversus is the source of this 1155-nucleotide messenger RNA. RefSeq lists its product as uncharacterized. The transcript has a single exon. The record is from RefSeq and is a predicted model, not a curated record. Gene Ontology annotation, molecular function: nucleic acid binding. NCBI's taxonomy places the organism in Eukaryota, Metazoa, Arthropoda, Arachnida, Araneae, Uloboridae. Bases 1 to 1155 code for a protein of 384 amino acids.